AUGACAACGUAUGUCUAUCAUCAGACGCCAUCUGCACCAGUUCAGUAUCCAGCAGUUUCGAAUGGUCCUCCUCCAGCAGUACCUGCUCGAUUUGACUUAACUCAACAGUCACAGAGUGAUACCCUUUUAGAAAAACCUGUAGCACCAAAACGUAAUGAUGAGCCAUCAUAUCGUACACCUGUUAUCGAUGCUGAAUCAAGAAGGAAUGAAUAUACAUAUAAUUAUAAUGGCUAUGCAAGCAAGAAGACGAUUGGGCAAGUCUUUUUCUUGAUUGCUUUAUUGACAAGCAAUGCCAUGCAAAUGCGAACAUUAAUAUUACAAAAACAACGCGAUCAAAUUUGGACUGCAUCUCUUGUAUUUGUUUGCGUAUCGAUUAUAUUUCAAUGUGGUUUAGCUGUUAUCCUAUAUAUUCUUGGCAAAGGCGAUAUUACAAAACGGCAAUCACAAACUAAACUAGCUCUAUACAAUAUUGCUGCAUUAGCUAUUAUUGGAAUUAUAGCCUUAAUUAAUAUUAUUCUCAAUAUACUAAUGUUAACAAUAAAUCCAAAACAUUUUCUGGACACGCGAUCAUUAGAAUUAUUACAAAAUCAAAAUUAA
This is a messenger RNA of Rotaria socialis, 597 nucleotides long. The record is from the annotation of a GenBank genome assembly. NCBI's taxonomy places the organism in Eukaryota, Metazoa, Rotifera, Eurotatoria, Philodinida, Philodinidae.